Molecule: messenger RNA, 3189 nt
Organism: Lytechinus variegatus (green sea urchin)
Lineage: Eukaryota; Metazoa; Echinodermata; Echinoidea; Temnopleuroida; Toxopneustidae
Product: TNF receptor-associated factor 6-like
Exons: 8
Coding region: 136-1689 (517 amino acids)
Biological process (GO): positive regulation of JNK cascade; protein K63-linked ubiquitination; tumor necrosis factor-mediated signaling pathway
Cellular component (GO): plasma membrane signaling receptor complex
Molecular function (GO): zinc ion binding; protein binding
Source: RefSeq, a predicted model, not a curated record
AAGAACCCGAAAUGAUUGAGUGAAUUGCUCACGAAAGAGCGAGUAUUUCGGUGGUUUGUACUUCAUCGUCAUCUUUCAAAUGCUCUAAGAGUUUUAUGCUGCAUUGCUUCUGGAGAAGAAAAAUAUCAGUUCAAAAUGCCUGUGACUCGUCGUCAAAAUCGUGGAUUCUUCGACCGAUACGAUAGUCGGCGGGAACGCAGAGAUCAGAGAUUCGGCGGCGGAUUUGGGCGGGGUCCUACCGACACUUUUUCAAUAACAGAAGAAGUCAUGGCGUUGGAAGAAGAAAGUGCAGUCGGGGCAGAAGAGACAUACGAUACUGGCGCAACGACAGCAGUAGCUGCAGCCGUCUCCCCGACCACGAACGGUUCAGAGUCACCAGCAGUUUGUGGAUACGAGGCUCAGUUCGAAUCCCCGCUGGAUAAGAAAUAUGUAUGUCCUGUCUGUCUGUCGGCGCUCCGUGACCCUUUGCAAACGAAAUGUGGGCACAGGUUUUGCAAAGUGUGUUUGACGCUGGCAAGUGGACCGGGGAAUGUGGCCAAAUGCCCUCUGGAUAAAUUAUUCUUUGAUGUCCGCAGUGAAGUGUUUGAAGAUGUUGCAAUGAAGAGGGAGGUUUUAUCAUUGAUAGCACUCUGCGCUAAUGUAGACUGUGAAUGGAAAGGAGAACUUCGAUUAUUGGAGGAGCACAUCCGCGAUUGCCCCCAUGAGAUGAUACCAUGUUCUAAUGGAUGCCUCACACAUCAUAAGAGAAUGGAGACAGAGGAGCAUCAGAUGAACUGUCCUUCAAGAUUGGUAGAAUGUACAUUCUGCCAGCAAAGCGUGGCAUUCAAAUCACUCAGUCAACAUCAACAGCUGUUAUGUCCAAGAUAUGCCAUAGAUUGUCCCUUGUGUGGGAAGGCCAACAUCAUAAGAGAGGAUAUGCCAAAGCACACGGAUCACAAAGAUGGCGACUGUCCUAAAUCUAUGGUUCCUUGCAAAUUUGGCGCAAUGGGAUGUCAUGCACAGGUUCGACGAUGUGAUCUUCAGCUGCACAGUCAGGAAUCCCAAGGUCUGCACCUAGAUCUCUUGCUAGCUCACUGCACGACACAGACACAGCUUAUCCAGGAACAGGCUUCCACUAUACAUGAGCUACAAGAAUCUUCCUCCAGGUUGGUCGGACAGAAUGCAGAUGCUGACAGGAAAAUAAGAGAGCUUUCAAGAGAGGUUAGCAGUUUAAAGGGCGACCUGUCGAUUAUGAAGAAUACCAAUUACACGGGUCAACUCAACUGGAAAAUCCAAAUAUGCUCACGUGACUUUAGUGCACCACUUCUGAGUCCACCUUUCUACACCUCCCCGGCUGGAUACAAGCUCCGCCUCUGCCUUGAAUUGAGGGGUCAUGUGACACGCUCAGAUUCCUACACGUCCAUCUUUAUCAUGUUAUGCAAAGGAGAGAACGACAUGAACCUGUACUUCCCGUUCAGUGCCGUUUGUACCCUGACGCUCUUUGACCAGGCGGACUGUGAGAAUCACCUCAACACCAACAUCACUUGCCAUAAGAUGCCACGCCCUCAUGAGGUCCAGAGCACCAUGCAACGGCGUGGUAGGCUGCAGUUCAUGAAGACGGACACUCUUAUCAAUGGUCGAUUCUGCAAUGCAGGGACGCUGUUCAUCCGGGCUCGUGUGUCUACCCUACCUUCAUCCCACACCACAUAGCAGAGCACUCAUCGAACACCUUGCGGAUCUAGAGUCCAGUUCAUGUAGACAGACACUCUUACCAUGGAGCUACUAAGUAGCUCCAUGCUGUUGCUACUUGAUUCUGCAAGACAGAGAUGUUGUUCAUCUGGGCUUCUGUGAGCGCCCUGACAUCAGUACAUCCACACCACAUAGGAAAGUAAAGGAUCACAACAAAGCUGCUAAGUCCGGGCCUACAUGGCAUAUCUCGUGGUCACUUAUUUAUCUAUUUGUUGGAGGGCAUAGGUGUGAUCAUGGAUGCUAUUUUUUGUAUUCCAACUCCUUCUUUGAUAAUCAUACAGUAAUUUUAUAUAUUUAUUGAUUUUUACCAUAGCAAUAAAAAUUACAAAUAUUUAUUAUUUUGUGCCUGAGAUGUUUUCUAUGUAGUUUCCUAUAUCCUGUUAGUUCUACAUUUUGUAUUUGUAAUUGUAUUAGGGCGUGUGGUUUUAUUCCUUCGUAAUGCUUGUGUAAAUUUGUGUUAUCUAUCUUACUUUGCAAAGUUUUUGAUAUUGUUGAGAUAUUUAUAUACAAAUACAAAUGAAUAAAAGUCGGUAAGAGGACUUGUCAUGUGUUCAACGACCAAUAUGUAUAGUUUCUGAAACCACAUUGCCCCGAAUUGUCUUUAUGUGCCAUAAAAACAUAUAUUGCUGAGUAUAACUCAAUUUCCAUAUAAAGUAUUAAAUAAGGUACGUUUUACUCGCCACUCUUUGGCAUCAACUAUCGGAAGCAUCAUACAAUUCGAAUUUAGAUGCUCCAAAGUCAAGUGCAAUAUUAUUAGCUCAAUCACUCGCACACUGCGUCCGAUAAUCACGAUAUCUUCAAGAAUAACUUGCCAGUCAUUUUAUAAUUCGAAGAAAAUACAUUUUUCAUUCAUCCAGCUGAAUUGUGGAAUUCUUGAAAAUACUCGCAGAUCAAUAUGUAUAUGUAGUUAUAUUUUGCUCUCAACUACUUUUUCCAUAUCAUGUAUGUGACACUCUUUCCAUGCAACCAUGCAUGGGUGCCCUGCUAAUUGAGAGCAGCAGAGCUGCAAGUCAGUGCGCCAUCUAUUGUUUGGUAUCUAUCAUUCUACUAGUAUUUCAGUGGCUCCGGUGCAGUCCUUCGUGAGCAUAUACUUUCAUGCGGGCCUUCAUGAUCCAAAAUGUUUUCUUUUUCACAACUUUACUUAUAUUAAAUCUCUAAAAACCCGUCAUGUAGAUUUAAGCUGUGUUGCCAAAAUGUUUGACACGAAAUGUGAGACAAUAUUGAUGAACCUCAGAAGAAUUAUUCAUUCGGCAUAACAACUAUCAUGACUAUAGCUUGCCUACACAGCUAGUUUAUGGUGAAUAAUUUACCAUCAACAGGAAAAAUCUAAUUAGGACGUGUGAAUAUUUUUAUCAGUAACUUUCUUUCUUGUCUUAUGGACUGAUAUGAUGUUAUGUGUUUAAUUGUAUUUUAGUAAUUUUAUGUCAUGAUAUUAAAAGGAUAUAUAUGUGUAAAAAAAUA